AGCAGUCUUCAUCAUUGUACACACGCAUUCGCGCACGCUAUGAGCAAAUGAUGACAGGCAUCUAGAGUAUUCUACAGCUGCUAAUAAUUAAAAGGAGUUUAACUCACAUGGGUGAUCUUAUAACAAACUCUAAUGUUUAACAAUAAGGAGGAGAUCGUCUAUGGCAUGGUGAGUUUGAGAAACAGAAGCGAUCCGACAAUUCAGAGUUGAAGUAUAAAUGAAGGUUAAGUUACCGAAAGUUCAAUUGAUUCUACAAUUUAAGAUUCGAGGAUAGAGAAGAUUACAAUUUUCAUAAUACAGUCCACUUACCUGAGUUUCCCUAUCCUGGUUGCAAAUUAAAUUCCAGUUUAGUUAUGGACUAACAACAGAAAGGAAUAGUCUGCGUUUUAUACAAUAAAUAUAAAUACCUUACUAUUAUAGUUAUUUAUUAUUAAACAAUACAGAUAAAAAUGAAAUUGUUGUUUUUUCUCGCAUUGGUCGUCACCAUAAAAGGAGCAGCGGUUAGUAACGAAGAAUGUGAUGGGAUAUCUAUAAACGGCACUUAUUACGAAAGGGAGUUACUAAAAACUAACUUAGAUCGUCCAUAUUCCUUGGCUAUAGACUGGGGCACAAAUAUACUGUAUUUCAGUUACAGUCUCCAACCAACUGAUGAUGUAUUUAAAAGUCUUAAGAUCAAUCUUAACACAAAAGAGUAUUCAGAAAUCGAUGUAGAGAACGGUUUUGUGCACACAGUAGAUCAAAAAAAACAUGUAGUUUAUAUUGGUACUGCAAAAGGUAUUUACAAAUACGAUUAUGCGACGAAUAAAGCAGAACCAUUCGAUGUUUUGGAAUCAGAUAUUUGGGAGAUAUUCUACAAGAAUGGUGUGUUGUAUUAUUCAGAUUUCCCGGAACAAUUCUUGUAUAAUUUAACGUAUGAUGAAAAGUCACGUGUUGAGGAUUUGGAUUACAUGAAAAUAAUACAUUUUGUUAUUGAUGAUAAUGAAGUAAUGUUUUAUACAAAUGCGACAGGACUUUAUAGUCAACCGAAAGGUAGUAAAGACGCAUAUUUAUAUCAACAAUUGGAAAAUGGUGAUAAAGUAAGAGGCUUAACUCUAAACAUCAAAGGAUACGUUUAUGCGUGUUUUGAAGAUGGUAUAUACAAGAUUAAUACAGCUACUGGCGUACUGGAACAGAUAUUGGAAAUUGAUGACGCUUUUGGUGUCGCUUUUGACGCUAGUAAUAAUAUUGUUUAUUCCGACGCCACGUCUGUUUAUUAUCUAAAAGCGAAUAAAGAUAAGAAUUGUGGCGGAUAAAUAUUGGUUAAGAAUAAAAUGUUAAUUAUGUUCUUA
Papilio polytes (common Mormon) is the source of this 1328-nucleotide messenger RNA. Its product is annotated as ommochrome-binding protein-like. Lineage: Eukaryota; Metazoa; Arthropoda; Insecta; Lepidoptera; Papilionidae. The coding region runs from base 450 to 1292 and encodes 280 amino acids. The transcript has 3 exons. Gene Ontology annotation, molecular function: protein binding. The record is from RefSeq and is a predicted model, not a curated record.